Molecule: messenger RNA, 2274 nt
Organism: Amaranthus tricolor (Joseph's coat)
Lineage: Eukaryota; Viridiplantae; Streptophyta; Magnoliopsida; Caryophyllales; Amaranthaceae
Product: probable bifunctional methylthioribulose-1-phosphate dehydratase/enolase-phosphatase E1 1
Exons: 12
Coding region: 319-1923 (534 amino acids)
Cellular component (GO): cytoplasm
Molecular function (GO): magnesium ion binding; acireductone synthase activity
Source: RefSeq, a predicted model, not a curated record
GUUAUAACACCAAAUCUAAAUACUAAUUUUGAUAGGUUAUAAUACCAACUUUAAUAAAUUAUAACACCAACUUCAAUAGGUUAUAACACAAACUACAAAUAGAGUCAAACGCGCGUCGUCAAUUUUUAAAUUUUUUUUUGUAUUGUUGAGCCUGAAAAUCUUUGAAGAGAGGCCCUUGGAAAUUUGUUGAUCAUCACAAGAUUUUAUAUUUUCAAAUAGUAAACAAUAAUAAAUCAAAAACCUCGUUGAAAAACUGAAAAAUCAACUGAUUCCUCCUUCUAGUGGGUGGUUUUAUAUAAGGAUUAGGAGAAAUUAACAAUGGCGCUUGCAUCAGCCGCAGCUGUAGCAUCAUUACUCCCAUCAAACGGCCUGAAAAUGGCGUCUACGACAACCCAAGCAUACCUAGAAAGCAAGCCGGUUCAAGAAGCAAAGUCUUUAAUCACUGAACUUUGUCGUCAAUUUUAUCAUCUUGGUUGGGUUGGUGGUACUGGUGGCAGCAUUACUAUCAAAGUUCAUGAUGAUUCCAUUCCUAAACCCGAGCAACUCAUUAUCAUGUCUCCUUCUGGAGUCCAGAAGGAAAGAAUGCUUCCAGAGGAUAUGUAUAUACUUUCUUCAGACGGGUCCAUAAUUUGGACGCCCAGUCCCAAACCUUACCCCCAUAAGGCACCUAAAUGUUCCGAUUGUGCUCCUUUGUUUAUGAAGGCAUACCAUAUGCGUAAUGCUGGAGCUGUCAUACACAGCCAUGGGAUGGAAAGUUGCUUAGUAACCAUGAUGAAUCCUACAUCAAAAGAAUUUCGGAUCACCCAUAUGGAAAUGAUCAAAGGUAUUCAAGGGCAUGGCUAUUAUGAUGAGCUUGUUGUUCCAAUCAUAGAAAAUUCUGCUCAUGAGCGAGAUCUCACAGACGCGCUAGCUGCUGCUAUUGAAGCAUAUCCCAACGCUACAGCUGUACUUGUUCGAAACCAUGGAAUCUAUGUAUGGGGCGACUCUUGGAUUAGUGCCAAGACCCAGGCUGAAUGUUACCACUAUUUAUUUGAUGCUGCACUCAAACUCUAUCAAAUGGGUCUGGACUGGUCAACUCCUACUCAUGGCCCUAUUAAGACCAUUCAAGGAAUUCCGAGAAGUGGUGAAAGCAGAGCUGUAUCUGCUAAGGCUGGGAUUUCUACUCCCGGGGAGUCGGUGCAACGUUGCGUUGUUCUUGACAUUGAAGGAACCACGACGCCAAUAUCUUUUGUUACUGAUGUUCUGUUUCCAUAUGCUCGUGUCAAUGUUGGUAGACAUUUAAGCUCUACUUACGAUACUGAAGAAACACAAGAUGAUAUUAAGCUACUGCGUGCUCAAAUUCAAGAGGAUCUUGACAGUGGUGUUCUUGGUGCUGUUCCCGUUCCUUCCGCUGAUGAGGGUAGAGAGGAGGUCAUUGCGGCUUUGGUUGCUAACAUAGAAGCUAUGAUCCAAGCUGACCGGAAAAUUACUGCAUUGAAGCAGCUGCAGCUUUUCACACAGGGUCAUAUAUGGAGAACAGGAUUCCAAAAUAAUGAACUUGAGGGUGUAGUCUUUGAGGAUGUACCAGAAGCUUUGGAGAGAUGGCAUGCUUCAGGCAUAAAAGUUUAUAUCUACUCCAGCGGCAGUCGACUUGCACAAAGGCUUAUUUUUGGAAACACCAAAUAUGGUGAUCUGAGGAAAUAUUUGUCCGGGUUUUUCGAUACAGCAGUUGGAAACAAGCGAGAAACACGCAGUUAUGUAGAGAUAUCUCAGUCACUGGGGGUAGAUGAUCCGUCUGAGAUACUAUUCGUAACGGAUGUGUAUCAGGAAGCCACGGCUGCAAAAGCAGCUGGGCUUGACGUAAUAGUUUCAGUGCGGCCUGGAAACGGACCUCUUCCGGAGAAUCAUGGUUUCAAGACAGUGAAUUCAUUUUCAGAAAUAUAAUGCUUCAACUUCUGUGAUCUUGUGCUUCCGAAACUGUCAGUCUCCUUUUACAAUAAUAUGUGCUACUAAUCUCAUUGUACUUCCAUCUCGUUUAAAACUCGAACGAGGAUGAGAAUCAGUGAGAAUGCAUCCGACUACGAAAGUUGCAUUAUGCAUGCUAUACUAAUCUAUCUUAGCUUUAGCCAAAGCAUCAAUGUCAAAUUCGCGUCUACAUUUUUUCUCGUCCUUGAGAAUUCAAUACUUGAGUAAAUAACAUAUUUUGUCAUGUGUGUUGCAUUUUGGAUGAUUAAGGGUUGAUUAGAACUCUAGGUAGGAUAUACAGGGUGAUGAAAACAGCCUAUUAUUACAUAA